CAACACAUGUUCUAAUAAAGAAUUAAAUAAAAGUUUUCAUUUAUCCAUUAAUUAUUAAAUAAAAUAUUUUUAAUUUUUAAAUUAAUUUAAUGGUAUAUUAAUAAAAAAUGACGAGUGCUAGUAGUGUCACAACUAACCCUUCUACGUUAUUACCUCUGGAAUUGGUCGAUAAAUGUAUUGGUUCAAGGAUACAUAUUAUUAUGAAAAAUGAUAAAGAAAUUGUAGGCACUUUGAAAGGUUUUGAUGAUUUUGUUAAUAUGCUGCUAGAUGAUGUAACAGAAAGUGAAGCAACUCCAGAAGGAAGGAGAGUUACAAAAUUAGAUCAAAUAUUAUUAAAUGGAAACAACAUUACAAUGCUUGUACCUGGUGGAGACAUGCCAGAAACUUGAAAACUUUAAAAACUAACCUAAAAAUAUUUUUAUAUUAUCCUAUAAUUUCAUUUUAUACUAAAUU
Molecule: messenger RNA, 453 nt
Organism: Ceratosolen solmsi marchali
Lineage: Eukaryota; Metazoa; Arthropoda; Insecta; Hymenoptera; Agaonidae
Product: U6 snRNA-associated Sm-like protein LSm5
Exons: 3
Coding region: 108-389 (93 amino acids)
Biological process (GO): mRNA splicing, via spliceosome
Cellular component (GO): Lsm1-7-Pat1 complex; U6 snRNP; U4/U6 x U5 tri-snRNP complex
Molecular function (GO): RNA binding
Source: RefSeq, a predicted model, not a curated record